AUGUCUGCAUAUCACUCGGCGGGCCAGGACGGCCGGUUCGUCGACCAAGAGACUCCAAAACCCCAUCUCUCAGCACAGUCGAUGCCGGUUCCAGUAACCUCGCCUAGCCCCUUACACGAUGGCCACCAACUUCCCCCCGCCUACAGAACGAGCCGGAGCAGCCUCAGCGUGCUCGCGGCGUGGAAGUGGGACUUCGUCGCCCUGGUCACGGCCCUGGGGCUGUUCGCCGCCAUGAUGGCGCUCCUGAUCCGGCAGAACAACCGGGCGGUCGACGACUGGUCCUUCUUCCUCAACCUCAACUCGACCAUCGCCCUGCUGUCCACCAUCUACCGGGCCGUCAUGGUGGCCAUCGCCGCCAACGUGGUGGCGCAGUCCAAAUGGGUCGCCUUCUGGUCCGCGCCCGCGGCCAUGCCGCUGCUGCACCUGCAGUACCUCAACAGCGCGAGCCACAGCGUCUGGGGCGCCGUGCGCGCCCUGCCCAUCGCCGCCCGGCGCAGCGUCCCGGCCCUGGUCGGCGCCCUCGUCAUCGUCGUGUCGUUCGCCGUCGGGCCCUUCACCCAGCAGUCCCUGGGCACCGCGACGCGCGAGUCCAACCUGUCCGGCGGCACGGCCUCGCUCCCGAUCGCGCGCGCCGUCGACGGGAACAACACCUACUACCGGGACCUGGGCGGGUCCGGCGGCUUCGGCAUGUUCACGUUCAAGUCCGACGUCCGCGCCCGCCUGCUCACGGCCCUGGCGAACCCGAGCAGCAACGACUCGGCCAUCGUGCCCAGCUGCACGUCCGGGAACUGCACCUUCCCCAGCUGGGAGACGGGCGCCGAGUACCACCCGGACAGCGAGGUCACCCACGCCACGGCCGGCAUGUGCAGCGCCUGCGCCGACGUCGGGUCCCUGGUUACCAAGGCCCACGGCAAUAGCAGCGUCCCCGGGCCCGACGUCUGGAUGCUCCCGAACGGCGUCAACGUGACCGCCUUCGACCGGGCCAACUGGCUGACGGUGCAGCCGACGCGCAACCUGAGCUGGGCGCAGCCCGUCAUCCCGGAGGACCAGGCGGCCGCGUUCCGCUGGGCCUUGGUCAACGUCACGGUGCUGACGCUCGCGUAUUCGACGUGGCCGCCGGGCGCCGAGGAGCACCGGCCUAGCCGGCCCGUCGCCGUCGCCUGCUCGCUGUACCCGUGCGUGCGCGCCUACGCGGGCGCCGUCAGCAAUGGCCGCCUGGUCGAGACCCUGCUGCAUGAGGUCCCCAUGUACCCAGACGUCGGCAACUACACAGGCACGGACCUGACCGAUGAGAACUCGCCGUAUGUGGGCGUCGCCGGGAACGUCCCGGGGUCCGAGGCGCAUCUGGCGGCUGUGCAGUCGCCGUGCCUCGUCAACGGCAGCGUCUACGACGCGGGCAACUUCUCGACGGCUGGGGCGGGAGCCACGACCGACGUCCGCGUCCUAUCCCCCGAUGCUGCGGCGGCCGGAUACCCCGGCGGCCGGGUGCCGCCGCAGUGCGUGUUCCGGUUCAACACCUUCUUCGCGCACAUGGUGUCGGGGUUCCUGUCGUCGCGGGUGCUGACGGGCACGUGCAGCUGGGACACGCGGCAGGGCGAGAGCAUCACCUGCGACGACGCCUACUGGCUGGCGCAGUUCUGGGAGCUGAGCCGUGCGACGCCGGCCUCGGUGACGGGCCGAAUGGCCGCGUUCGCCGAGGCCACGACGCGGCAGUUUCGACUCGGGCUCGGGCUUUCGGCUGAUGCCCCAGAAGGGGAGGGGGAGGGCCAGCAGCAGCAGGCCGUCCUGGGCAUGGUCAACCGCGUCGACGGCGUCGCACUGCGCACGGCGCCCUUCGUCGUCAUCGACUGGCGCUGGAUGAUCUUCCCAAUCGCGUUGCUGGCGCUCGAGAUGCUUGCCCUGGUUUGGGUCGUGUUGCGCAGCCUGCGCCACCGCAACGAGGAGAUGGUUUGGAAGGGCAAUCUGCUGCCGCUGCUUUACUACAAGGACCGGUUCGUGGACGGGGACGGGGCGAGUAGUCUGGGGGUGCCAUCCGGCCCGACCUCGUCAGCGCAUCGGGGCCCCUUGAUGACGGCGAGCGAGAUGGAGAAGGACGCUGCGGGUGUACACGUAAGGCUGUUGCGGGGAGACUGUGGGAAUAACGAGUACGCAGGCAUACCUCUGAGGAAUCUUGAGAACCCAGACCAGGACUCUCUACUGCGCAAUUAG
This is a messenger RNA of Neoarthrinium moseri, 2208 nucleotides long. RefSeq lists its product as uncharacterized. The record is from RefSeq and is a predicted model, not a curated record. The transcript has a single exon. The coding region runs from base 1 to 2208 and encodes 735 amino acids. NCBI's taxonomy places the organism in Eukaryota, Fungi, Ascomycota, Sordariomycetes, Amphisphaeriales, Apiosporaceae.